UUUCCUAGGAAACUGUUUCAAAAAUAAUUUAUUUUUAUCAACGUAGCCACAUAUCAUUUAUUUAAAAUUCGUUAUUUAUCAGUAACUUUAAUACAUAGAACUUUUUCACUAUUUUUACCUUUAUAUGUAAGCAUACACCACUGACUUAGUGCGCCGGUUUUUGAGCACCCGGUAUGUCGAAGAGUUUUAACAACACGUACCUAAUCAAUAAUAAUUAUAGCUUAAUGGCGACAAAAAAUGCAGUUACCAGCGAUAUUUAAUUAAAAAGAAAUAAUUACCGGUUUUUAUUGCUUAAAUUAUUAGUUCAAAACUUUAUUAAAAUAGAGUAGAAAACCAAAAUAAACUCUAGUUUUGUGGAGACCACUUUAAAAUAAUGUCUGAGCUAAUACAAGUAGGAACCACUGAUGUAAUAAAUCUACCCUUGAAAUCCAUUGGUAUAAUUUUUCAUGAUAAACUGAAAAAGUGGAAUCCAAUGAAAACAUUAUUGACCGAUACAGUAUCUGGCGAAGUUGUGAAUUAUGGAACCUUCUCCAAACUCUUAAAAAUACUAGCACAUGAGCUGCAAAAUAUUGGAAUUAAACAGGGAGACGUUCUAACUAUAAUAUCACAAAAUCAUUGGAAAUAUUUGUUGACACUAAUCGCCGGAUUUUAUGUUGGAGCAAAAGUAAAUCUCCUAAAUCAUGACUACACCUCAGGAGAACUAAAACAUAUCAUGUCGACGUGUCGACCAAAAGUAGUUUUUUGUACCCACAAGUCUUUACAAGCUCUUCUCGAAUUAAAAAACGAGGAUUAUUUCGCUCCAAAAAUAUAUAUUUAUGAUGCCCCAACUUCUGACUAUGCAGUUAAUUUUGAAAAUUUGAUUGAAAGCACAAAUGAUAGUGAAAACUUUUGCCCAGUUGAAGCAAAUCCGAACGACGUUUCCCUAAUUUUAACAUCUUCAGGCACCACAGGAUUUCCAAAAUGCGUCCAGUUAACAAAUUCUAACAUUCGCUACACCAUGACUUUUAUGGCGGAUCCCGACCUAAUUGACUUCAACGAAAACGAAUCAACAAUUGCCUUUUUGCCUUUUUUUCACAUUUUUGGUUUUGCCGUUGGAGUUGGAUGUGUUCUCCUCGGAGUCGAAUUUGUAAUUCUUGAGAAAUUCGUUCCUGACUUGUUCCUUAAAACGAUUCAAAAUUACAAAAUUACUAAACUUUUCGGAGUUCCUCCCGUUUUUCAUUUUUUGAUUAAGAGUCCUAAGGUGCAAGAGUAUGAUAUUUCUUCAAUGAGAGAUGUUUUGUGCGGAGCUUCGUUUCUUAGUAAAGAAAUAGAGGAACUGGUUGUGAAAAAAUUAAAUGUGGUGUCGGUACGACAAGGUUAUGGCAUGACUGAAGCUUCAGGUGCCAUUACUUUGAUUCCAAAAAAUGCGAAGAAAUAUGGUUCUUUGGGAAAACCGACGACUGGUGUAUUGAUUAAAGUUUGCCACACUGAGACGGGUGAGGUACUACCUGCGAAUUCAGUGGGAGAAAUCAGAUUCAAAAGUGAUGGAGUAAUGAAGGGGUAUUUGGGAAGUGAUAAAGAAACUAAACAAGCCUUUGAUGGAGAAGGGUUUAUGAAAACUGGCGAUUUAGGGUAUUACGAUGACGAAGGUUUUUUUUACAUAGUAGGAAGACUGAAAGAAAUAAUAAAAUAUAAAGGAUUUCAGGUAUCACCAGCUGAAUUAGAAAAUAUUUUACUGCAACAUUCAGCCGUGAAAGAUGUUGGUGUUGUUGGCAAGCCUGAUGAGCGAGCAGGAGAAGUACCGGUUGCCUUAGUCGUAAAACAAGCAGAUGUUACAGAAGAAGAACUUGUGCGUCAUGUUGAAAAAAAUGUUUCAGCUCAAAAACGGCUCUACGGAGGAGUAAAAUUUGUCAAAGAAAUUCCGAAAAACUCUAGUGGUAAAGUACUACGCAUGAAAUUAAAGGAAUUGUUGUAACAACAUAAAUAAUCUAAUAAAACAAGACUAAGCGUAAAUUUUCUUUAACUUUGUCAAUAAAUUUAUCUGUUGUAUGUAGUAAAGUAGUACUCUUGAAAGUAUUUCUUUAAGUAAUUAAUAGAUUUUAUAAAUGUUGCAAUAAAAAUUACACAGGAUGUCUCAGCAAAUUGAUAAUAGUCCAUUGAAUAA
Molecule: messenger RNA, 2143 nt
Organism: Tribolium castaneum (red flour beetle)
Lineage: Eukaryota; Metazoa; Arthropoda; Insecta; Coleoptera; Tenebrionidae
Exons: 5
Coding region: 374-1954 (526 amino acids)
Molecular function (GO): CoA-ligase activity
Source: RefSeq, a predicted model, not a curated record